Messenger RNA from Procambarus clarkii (red swamp crayfish), 899 nucleotides. NCBI's taxonomy places the organism in Eukaryota, Metazoa, Arthropoda, Malacostraca, Decapoda, Cambaridae. The record is from RefSeq and is a predicted model, not a curated record.
GGUGUCCUUAUCAUCUCCCGUCCUCGCUACGGAAUCCAGCGUGAGGCGCGUUAGAGAUGUUUGUGAGCGAUAUAUGGUGAACAUUUUCGGCUCCGAUCUCCUCUCAUUCGUCUUCGACAAGGAAUGCUGUUCGGUGCUCGGGUCUGGCGCGUUCGGCAAGUGCUUCGUGGCCCAAGUAUCGUCCUCGCAAUGGGUCUCCAAGCGUUGCGGAGACUAACCCGAGAUCGUUGAUGCUAUGAUCCGGGAGAUAGAGGCUCUGGCGGCUCUGAAAGGAUUGGCUGGCGUGCAGAAGUUGAUUGGGGUGUGCCCUGAGACCCUCACCUUGAUCACUGAAUACUGCGGGGAAACCUGGUCAGAUGUCCUCGAGCGGCGCCAGUCCUCUGUAAAGGAAUGUCUGGAAGUUGUCGGCCAGGUGUGCAGGACCAUCGCUGCCAUCCAUGCUCGGGGAUGGAUACACAUCGACCUAAAGGCCAACAAUAUUUGUGUGCAGCGCACGAGUGGAGGUGUCCAGGCCACUGUUAUCGACUUCGGCUUGGCUGUACAAGUUGGAACACGGCAUCGGUUUAGAAACGGAGAUAUUCACAUGGCUCCAGAAGUCAUCAAAGGCCUUCCGUGCACAACCGCCGCAGACGUCUACAGCAUCGGCCAGUUAUUAGAAGAAAUAUUGGAGUACUACCAGAUCGACUCCCAUUUCUAUCUCCGGUUCUGGAUAUCUGAGGCGGUGCAGCCACUGAGGUACCACCGGGCCCAUUUGAAGACACUGCUGGAGAAGGUCUCUCUGGCACUUGCUGAGGCCACUCGGGCCCAGGUGCCACCACCGGCACCCAGUCCGGCUAUGACGGAGACACCCGCACCAGAGCCCCACUCCGGGCAAAGAUGCCACACCAGCAUGAAUGGUC